Messenger RNA from Brachypodium distachyon (stiff brome), 1779 nucleotides. RefSeq lists its product as uncharacterized. The transcript has a single exon. Lineage: Eukaryota; Viridiplantae; Streptophyta; Magnoliopsida; Poales; Poaceae. The record is from RefSeq and is a predicted model, not a curated record. Gene Ontology annotation, cellular component: Golgi apparatus. Bases 95 to 1513 code for a protein of 472 amino acids.
GCGUCAUUUCGCGUAGUGCGUCUAUUGUCUGGUACAGUUAGAUUGUACAGACCCACCGGAUCUCGUCGCCGUCGUCGUCGAGGGUGGUGCCGCCAUGGACCCGAGCCGGCCACUCCUUGGGCGCGGCCCCCUCCUCUCCUCCUCCGCCCACGCCGUCGCGGCCGUCAUCCUCAUCACCUUCCUCCUCCUCACCCUCCUCCGCCUCCCGCUCUUCCCCGACACCGCUCCCCUCGCAUCCACGCCCACAUCCUACCACGAGCAGGCCCCGGACCCGGAGCAGCUGCAGGAGCAGGAGCUGGACGCCUCCUCGUCCUGCGACCUCUCCUCCCCGCUCGACUGCGCCGACCCGAGGCUCUUCCACCUCAUGAUGCGCCGCGCCAUCGACGCCUUCCCCGCCGUCCAUUUCGCGCGCUUCGGCCGCCCCGUCCCCGGCGACCCGCCCUCCUCCUCCUGCGACAUGGCCUGGCGCGCCCGCUCCAACUCCUCCGCCUCCGCCUCCGCCGCCCCCACCGCCACCACCAAGGACUACCGCCGCUUCGCCGUCGCGCGGGACCCCCGCACCUGCGCCUACUCCGUCACGUCCAUCGGGGAGUACCAUUCUGGACCCAACGCCCGCAAGCCUCGCCGCGGCGCCACCAACGCCACCGCGGCUCCGCCGCCGCCGCCGCUCUCCCGCUCCGAGUUCGCCGCUGGCUCCUACCUCUCCUACCUCGGCGGCGGCGACCGCUGCAAGCCCAUGCCUCAUUACAUGCGCAGCCUCCUCUGCGCCCUCGCCGAGGCCCGAUACCUCAACCGCACGCUCGUCCUCGACCUCAGCCUCUGCCUCGCCUCCUCCUACACGGCGGGCAUGCCCGAGGAAGGCAAGCACCUUGGCUUCUAUGUCGACAUUGAGCACCUCCAGUCCGUGGUCGGAAUCGUUGAGGAAAGGCAGUUCUGGGCAGAUUGGGACAGGUGGGGAGCGCAAGGCCAGCUUGGGCUCCGCCUCAUUGAGGACACCAGGGUUGUCUCCACCAAGUUCUCCAAGGCUAAGGACACUCUGAUCAUCAGGAAAUUUGGGGACGUUGAGCCAGGGAAUUACUGGUACCAUGUGUGUGAUGGUGAAGCAGAGCAUGUGCUAGCGCCGCCACACCAGGCAAUACGCUGGGCGCCAAGUUUGAUGAGCAUUGUCGAUGCUAUCAUCGCAAGUAUGCAAGAAGACUUCGAUUCGGUCCAUGUUGCUGGCAGUGGUGAGGAUCUCAGACAGAAGAUCGAGGAGGGUGUUGAUGCAACGCGGCAGGUGUAUGUUGCGGGAGAGGGGAUCAAUAAGGGUUUGGUGGAGGUGCUUAAGGCAAAGUACAACAACUUGCAUUACCUGAAUGAAUUUGAGGGGCUCUGGGCGAGGGACAGCAAGUGGUUCUUGGAGAUGAAGAGGCUCAAUCGUGGAGUUCCUGUGGAGUUUGAUGGGUACAUGCGCGAGCUGGUUGACAGGGAGGUCUUCCUCAAGGGGAAGAAGAGGGUUGAGGUGCUCCGCUAAUUUCUUCUCUGGCAUAAGGUGUUGGUGCUUUUCUCAAGUGAGUCUUGUAUAGAUCGUGUCUGAAUUUUGUUGUCAGGUUCACCUAUGGAUGAUUCAGUCAGUAUCACUUUUGAGGAAAUUUUGGUAACCCUCAAUGUAUAGCUUGAUGCUCCUAAGGGUACUAGUUCUGUUCAAUAGAUUAGUUUCUUAGCACUACUCACUGCUCUUUUCCUGUAAGGAAUAUUCUGCUAUUUCACGUUAUGAUAUCCUUUUGGCUAUUUAGUUCA